AACAUUUUCAGUUUCAAUUCGUGAACGAACCACUCAAGUUCGCGACGCUACGAUCGAGCGUUAAUAAUCGGCAUUAAUUAUCAAAUCGAAGAAUUUUGGAAUGAUGAAGCUAAUAUGCCUAGCCCUGGUGGCUAUGCUGGCGCUAACGCAAGCCGUGGUCAAGGAGGAAAUCCAGGCCAAAGAAUAUCUGGAGAAUCUGAACAAGGAGUUGGCCAAGCGUACGAAUGUCGAGACGGAAGCCGCUUGGGCUUACGGCUCCAAUAUCAAUGACGAGAACGAGAAGAAGAAAAACGAGAUAUCUGCCGAGCUGGCCAAAUUCCUGAAGGAGGUAUCAGUGGACAUACAAAAGUUCAAUUGGCGCAGCUAUCAGAGCGAGGACAUCAAACGCCAAUUCAAGUCCCUAUCGAAAUUGGGAUACGCCGCUCUACCUGAGGCAGACUAUGCCGAGUUCCUGGAAACAGUCUCCUCCAUGGAGUCCAAUUUCGCAAAGGUCAAAGUGUGCGACUACAAAGAUAGCACCAAGUGCGAUCUGGCUCUUGAGCCAGAGAUCGAGGAGGUGAUCACCAAAAGUCGCGAUCACGAGGAACUCAAGCACUAUUGGGUACAGUUCUACGCAAAGGCCGGCACAGCAGUUCGACCACAAUUCGAGCGUUACGUCGAAUUGAAUACGAAAGCAGCCAAAUUGAAUAACUUUACUUCUGGCGCUGAGGUCUGGCUUGAUGAGUAUGAGGAUCCCACAUUCGAGAAACAGCUGGAGGAUAUCUUUGCCGAAAUUCGUCCGCUCUAUGAACAGGUUCAUGGUUAUGUGCGCUAUCGUCUGAGGAAGCAUUACGGCGAUGACGUUGUCUCUGAGAAGGGACCACUGCCAAUGCAUCUGCUAGGCAAUAUGUGGGCACAACAAUGGUCGGACAUUGCAGACUUGGUCUCCCCGUUCCCUGAUAAGCCACUUGUGGAUGUUUCCGCCGAGAUGGUCAAGCAGGGCUAUACGCCACUCAAAAUGUUCCAAAUGGGCGAUGAUUUCUUUACCUCAAUGAAUCUAACCAAGUUGCCACAGGAUUUCUGGGACAAAUCGAUCAUAGAGAAACCCACAGAUGGCCGUGAUUUGGUCUGCCAUGCCAGCGCCUGGGACUUCUACUUGCAGGACGACGUGCGCAUCAAGCAGUGCACUCAAGUGACUCAGAGCCAACUGUUUACCGUGCACCACGAGCUGGGACACAUUCAAUACUUCCUGCAAUAUCAGCAUUUGCCAUUUGUUUAUCGAACUGGCGCCAAUCCUGGUUUCCAUGAAGCUGUUGGUGAUGUUCUCUCACUGUCGGUAUCGACGCCCAAGCAUCUGGAGAAGAUUAAUCUGCUGCACAACUUUGUGCUCGACGAGGAGGCGCGCAUUAAUCAGUUGUUCUUGACUGCGCUGGAUAAAAUUGUUUUCCUGCCAUUCGCUUUCACAAUGGACAAAUAUCGUUGGUCGCUGUUCCGCGGCGAGGUAGACAAGUCCAAGUGGAAUUGUGCAUUCUGGAAGCUGCGCGAGGAGUACUCUGGCAUCGAGCCACCAGUAGUGCGCACAGAGAAAGAUUUCGAUGCGCCAGCUAAGUAUCAUAUAUCAGCAGAUGUUGAGUAUCUAAGGUAUCUGGUUUCUUUCAUUAUUCAAUUCCAAUUCUACAAGUCCGCCUGCAUCAAGGCAGGUCAGUAUGAUGCCAAGAAUCCUGAAUUGCCUUUGGAUAACUGCGAUAUCUAUGGCAGUGCAGCAGCUGGCGCUGCUUUCCAUAAUAUGCUUUCACUGGGCGCCUCCAAGCCCUGGCCAGAUGCACUGGAAGCCUUCAAUGGUGAGCGCAUCAUGACUGGCAAGGCUAUAGCAGAAUAUUUUGAGCCUCUACGUGUCUGGCUUGAGGCAGAGAAUAUUAAGAACAAUGUGCAUAUUGGCUGGACGGCGUCUGAUAAGUGUACCUCUGCCUAGUUUUUGAUGUCUCCUUUGGGUCAUUUCCCAAAUUCUUUCGCUUCAAUAAGUUCGUCACAAACUUUGAUUAUGUGAAGUAUUAAAAAGCCAUUUAAAA
Messenger RNA from Drosophila hydei, 2048 nucleotides. RefSeq names its product angiotensin-converting enzyme (gene Ance). The record is from RefSeq and is a predicted model, not a curated record. Gene Ontology annotation, cellular component: plasma membrane. The transcript has 8 exons. Gene Ontology annotation, biological process: proteolysis. Gene Ontology annotation, molecular function: metallopeptidase activity; peptidyl-dipeptidase activity. Bases 101 to 1951 code for a protein of 616 amino acids. Lineage: Eukaryota; Metazoa; Arthropoda; Insecta; Diptera; Drosophilidae.